Molecule: messenger RNA, 3078 nt
Organism: Mya arenaria
Lineage: Eukaryota; Metazoa; Mollusca; Bivalvia; Myida; Myidae
Product: alpha-2-macroglobulin-like protein 1
Exons: 20
Coding region: 54-2849 (931 amino acids)
Cellular component (GO): extracellular region
Molecular function (GO): endopeptidase inhibitor activity
Source: RefSeq, a predicted model, not a curated record
UAUAAAAUAAUACACACACAGGCAACACAAAAACUAUUGGUUAUGUUUCUGUAAUGUUUUUCUUACUUCCAGAGCCAUACGACACGCAGGCCCCGGUUUCAAAUCUAAGAAGGCAUUUCCCUGAAACAUGGCUCUGGGAACUUUAUGAAAUUCCAGCAAACGGUAACGUAUCCUUCACUGAGAAGAUGCCAGACACGAUCACAGAGUGGGUGGGGAACACUGUCUGUCUGCACGAGAGCGCAGGGCUAGGGAUAUCUGACGUCGCUUCAGUCACAGGAUACCAGCCGUUCUUUGUUGACGUCAAACUGCCGUACUCUGCUGUCAGAGGAGAACUGCUCACCGUUGACGUCAGCGUGUUUAAUUAUUUGCCUCACUGCGUCGCUGUACAAGUGGAUAUCAUCGAGGGGGCGUGGUUUAUCCUGGAGCCGCAUGAAGACAACCAGUUUUGCAUCUGCUCGAAUGUUGCCCAGGCGUACACCUUUAAGAUACGACCUCAUACGCUAGGCCGGAAUUCUAUCACUGUUUCUGCGUUUCUGCGAGAACACCGGGUAAGCUGCCACAGUACGCAAUCACCUCCUGGCUUUUUAAAUAAACGAGCUACAGAACUUCUCGUCCGAGAUAUUCUUGUGCAGGCUGAAGGUUUUGAGGAAGAGAAGACACUUUCAAAGUUCAUCUGUCCACAAGAUUCUACUGAUGGCGUAUACAGCGAGGUCUUACAGCCAGAUGUACCAGACACCGACUACAUAGUGCCGGGAUCUCUCCGGGGAUGGGUCAAUAUCGUAGGCGACAUACUUGGUCCCGUCCUGGAUGGGCUAGAAGACAUAGUUCAGUUACCAACAGGGUGUGGAGAACAAAAUCUGAUUCGUCUUGCUCCCAACAUAGCCGUCCUUCGUUACCUGACGGUAACCGGACAGAUUACCAACGACAUUGAGCUGAAAACCAUCAGUCAUUUAGAGAAAGGAUAUCAACAGCAGCUUCAGUUCCUGCAUACAGACGGCUCCUACAGCGCGUUUGGGCCGGCAGACGACAAGGGAUCAACGUGGCUGACAGCUUUCGUCUUUAAGACGCUUGCGCACGCCCAGGAGUUCAUUUAUAUCGACAGAAAAAAUAUCCAGACGAAAUCUUGGGAAUUCUUAUUAAACAAACAAGGGGAAGAUGGGUGUUUCUAUGAACGGGGAAAGGUAUUGAGUAAAUACAUGAUGGGUGGGGUAGGUGCAAGUCAGGAAGACCACAAGCGCGCACUAACUGCGUACGUGCUAACCGCCAUGUUGGAAUCAUUCCAGAUGAUGCGCGAAAGAACCCCUCCUUUCGUGGCGUUGGCGGUGCGGUGUAUCCAGGUUGAAGAUCUGACAGACACGUACACGCACGCUCUGGUAGCGUACGCAAUGGCUCUGUACAAGCCUACGAGCAGAUUUACCUCAAUUAUCAUCGACAAUCUCCGUGAGAAAGCCAUUGUAAGAGGCGAUACAAUGCACUGGCGUCGAGAAAAACACCCAGAUAUCCUGUCUGGACAGGGCCGCGCCGCCUCGGCGGAAGUUGAGAUAACAGCUUACGCCCUACUUGCCAUUCUCAGUCAAGACAAGAAUGCUGCUGUUGGAGAAAUCAUUCCAAUUGUGCGCUGGCUUACUAGUCAGAGAAACUCCUAUGGAGGGUUUGCAUCAACACAGGACACAGUUGUUGCGUUACAAGCACUUGCCCUAUUCAGCAGGCGUGUAUACGGCGAUGGGAUUGAUGUCAAGGUCAGUCUGACAGAUGAAAACAGCGCUAGUCUGGACUUCCACGUGCUGCAUAGUAACAGAAUAAUACUUCAACGACGUGAUUUGCCCAACCCGGGCUCUCAACUUACAUUGAAUGCAAAAGGAGAGGGCUGUAUAUUGUUUCAGUGGACUUCGAGAUACAACGUUGAAAAUAAGGUCUUGCCGGAUGAUGUGUUCAAUGUGUCAGUGACCACACCGGUCACAAAGUCAGUUUUCCAAAAGGAGUGUAAGGGAAGAACAAUUCAUAUAUGUGCUAGUUAUCACGGCAAAGACUACUUGAGCAAUAUGGUGAUAGUCGAAGUGAGAAUACCAACCGGUUGGCGAUGUGACAUGGAAACCUUUCAGCAGUACUCGAACCAGGUUAAACUUGGUUUAAAGAAAUACGAAGUGAACAAAGAGUUUGAUAACGUCAUCAACUUCUACUUUGAGGAGAUGGAUAAAACAGACAGAUGCUUUGACAUCCAAGUUUAUCAAGAAGCUGUUACAGAGGACAACAAAGCUGCCGUUGUUAGGGUGAUAGACUACUACGAAUCAGGUCAGCAAACUGCGAUGUUCUACAAGAUGUCUGAAUGUACUGAAGAAAAUGUAAAAGAUAUUGAUGUUAAUAUUGAUACUGAAAAAGGAGAAUCGGAUGACAGCGAUAUAUUCUUCAAUGGCGAUCGGAUAAAUGCUGUUUUAGAUCAAGCAGCCAACCCGGUUGACAACGAUGGUGAUGGUGCGGCCGCUCCUCCAACCAGCAAAAGCACGUGCCCAAGCUGCCACGUGUCUGGAAUUGUAAAUAUUCUCAGUGAUAUCUGCACGAGGCAAGUUUGGCUACUUGAACCAAAUGGCGGUAAUUUCAUGCUGCGGAUAAUAGCUGGUGAUGGCGUCAGCCCUCCCCUCGAGAUUUUGUUGCCGAAUUCAGUACAAUUUUGUACCGAUUGUCAACCUUUUGUUCGGGAUCAAGGAAUGAAAAGUAUUAUGCUAGUUAAUCCCUACGAUUGGUCAGACCUUGGCGCUAACAUCAUGCAAUCAUCGACAAAGAUUAUUCCAUGGUCGGAAUCGUUGGAAGCUGCACUUCUUGGCAUUCUAAAACAAUGUGUCAAACACUAGUUCAUUCGGCAAAUAUAAAUAGGAUUGUUAGUGUAAUAUUUUCUUUUUGCUCUAUAAUGUAAACUUUCGCAAAGAACUGUCUGUUAAGCGCAAGUCGUGCACAUGUAAAUCGGAAAAUGAAGGUGUCGCUAAUAAAUGGUUAGGUGCAAACGGUGAAUGGUUCCUUAAUAUCAAUUUCAUUUACAACAUGUGCAUCGCUUUUGUAUAUUUCAAUAAAGAAGUCACUGUG